Nannospalax galili (Upper Galilee mountains blind mole rat) is the source of this 4677-nucleotide messenger RNA. It is a transcript of the gene Ptgfr, whose product is annotated as prostaglandin F receptor. Gene Ontology annotation, cellular component: plasma membrane. Bases 208 to 1308 code for a protein of 366 amino acids. Gene Ontology annotation, molecular function: prostaglandin F receptor activity. NCBI's taxonomy places the organism in Eukaryota, Metazoa, Chordata, Mammalia, Rodentia, Spalacidae. The record is from RefSeq and is a predicted model, not a curated record. Gene Ontology annotation, biological process: adenylate cyclase-activating G protein-coupled receptor signaling pathway; inflammatory response; positive regulation of cytosolic calcium ion concentration. The transcript has 3 exons.
GGGGGCCUCGGAAUCCAGGGCACAGAGGGCCGGGAUCCCGGGAGCAGAGCUGCGCCCGGCCGGACGCGCCAUGGCGCACCGAGAGCAGCGCUUUUCUUCCAGAACGACGGCCAGCCGGCGGCCCGGAACAGCAAGAUGUCAGCGCUGGGAGACUGCACAGCUGUGACAGAGAGAUGACUUGAGGAGACAGCGUCUAUCUUCACAACAAUGUCCAUGAACAGUUCCAAGCACCCAGUGUCGCCUGCAGCUGGGCUUCUCGUAAACACAACCUGCCACACGGAAAACCGGAUUUCAGUAUUUUUUUCCAUCAUCUUCAUGACAGUGGGGAUCUUGUCGAACAGCCUGGCCAUCGCUAUUCUUGUGAAGGCUUAUCAGAGAUUUCGACAGAAGUCUAAGGCAUCCUUCUUGCUUUUGGCUAGUGGCCUGGUCAUCACAGACUUCUUUGGCCACCUCAUCAAUGGAGGCAUAGCAGUUUUUGUAUAUGCCUCUGAUAAAGACUGGAUCCGCUUCAAUCAAUCAAAUAUCCUUUGUAGUAUUUUUGGCAUCUCCAUGGUGUUCUCUGGAUUGUGCCCACUUUUUCUAGGCAGCGUGAUGGCCAUUGAACGGUGUAUAGGAGUCACCAACCCCAUAUUCCAUUCUACAAAAAUUACAUCCAAACAUGUGAAAAUGAUAUUGAGCGGUGUGUGCUUGUUCACUGUUUUUGUAGCUUUGCUGCCCAUCUUUGGGCACCGAGACUAUCAAAUUCAAGCAUCGAGAACCUGGUGUUUCUACAACACAGAACACAUUGAAGAUUGGGAAGAUAGAUUCUAUCUUCUGUGUUUUUCUUUUCUGGGCCUCUUGGCUCUUGGUGUUUCGUUUCUGUGCAAUGCCAUCACAGGGAUUACCCUUUUGAGGGUGAAAUUUAGAAGUCAGCAGCACAGACAGGGGAGGUCUCAUCAUCUUGAGAUGGUCAUCCAGCUCCUGGCCAUAAUGUGCGUCUCCUGUAUCUGCUGGAGUCCAUUUCUGGUGACAAUGGCCAACAUUGGAAUAAACAGAAGCCAUUCCCUAGAGACCUGUGAAACAACUCUCUUUGCUCUCCGCAUGGCAACGUGGAAUCAGAUCUUGGAUCCCUGGGUCUAUAUUCUGCUCCGGAAGGCUGUCCUCAAGAACCUGUAUAAGCUCGCCAGCCGCUGCUGUGGAGUGCACGUCAUCAGCUUACACAUCUGGGAACUUAGCUCCAUUAAAAAUUCUUUAAAGGUCGCUGCUAUUUCUGAGACACCAGCUGCAGAGAAGUCAAGUCAGCAGGCAUCAAGUGAAGCUGGACAGUAAGUCAGGGUAGGGCUACAAAGAGAGGAAGGAAAGUUUUGGCAGCAUCUCAACUGAUUAGAUAAAUAUACAUGGCUAACUGGAAAAUUUGGACCUCAGUGUUCACAUACUUGGGCAUGCUUUGGACAGACUCAGCUUUUGAAAUUUAUUGUCUUGGCUGCUGCUUGAGCACCCAUUUUUGCUUGUUUCAUUAACAGAACGGAGACUGCCAGUGCUAUGGACUCAAGUAAAAAAUAGUUUUGAGCUUAUCUGUGUUUUGGGAAUGAAUGAAUUCUUUGAGGCUUCAUGCAUUUACCUGUCUCCUUGGUUCAAGAAUACCUUAAUGCUGCCUGUACCGUGAAGUGGCCAUUUGGGGAUCACUGCCCUGCAGCGCUUCCUUAUAGACUGGGUUCAAAGAAGCACAAGACUCUAACUUUGUUGUGGGGGCUCUGGUCUCUUUACCAGUCCACAUGCCUCCACCUACAGAUGCCUGGCCAUGACGCCUGGGACUCUCCGUGGCUUGUGAUAACUGCUACCAAGGCCAGGUCAACUGAUAGGUAGUCUGACCCUGUGAGGCUGUUUAGGAUGGCCCAUUUCUUGAUAUAUUUGGAAAGCUGUGUCUUCUUGCAUUUGUUAUUAUGAAAGUCAAUUAUUAUUUGAUGGGUGUUUUUGUUGUCAUAGAUUUUCAGUUUCUAAGUAAUCUUUUCCUUGGAAAGUUGUAGAGAAACAGGACUUUAUCUUAGCACAGAUCCAACACACAGAAGCAGUAUCUAUAAAGCUCUACCACAGGCAGUGCAAGCCAUUUAAACCCCAGCAAUUCAUUGCGAAGAACAUUGACUGAGCUGCUUUGCGAUGAGCCAUCAUUUCUGUGUCUGAGAAUAAAAGAAAAACAAUCCAGAUAUAUCCAAAGACUGCUUGCAGCCUGAGUGUUUCUUCUUUAUGUAUACACAGGCAUUCACACACACACAAAUACCAGGAAAUUCUGCUGAUGGCAGUCUCACUAGAUCUGCAAGACCACGUCUUCAAAAGCCCGUGUUGUCAGUGUUGGGGUGAGAUUUGAAAUUGGCCAGGUCCUGGGGGCUCACUGUCAAGGUUAACCAGAGACCAAGGAGCAAUGAUCUCCUCCAAAAUUUCCCAAUUAGAAUUCAGUCUUUUUCUUUGCCUAUUUAAGAACACAAAGGACUUUAGAUUUUAGUACAAAUUCAAAACAUAAUCUAUCAGCGACUAGGGUAAGUAGUUCUGUUUUAUGAUAAAUGCAUUUUUGUACUUAAAAAGUCCAUGCUUUCAUCAAGUUUGGGUCUAUUUAAAAAUUAGUUUUCGCUGUGAAACAGAUCAGAUUCUAGGAAGUUUGAAAAUUCAUUUAGCGUCUUCAUACAUUUCUGCUUUUGAUUGGUAAGUUGCAUUGAAAGUAAUUAUUAAUUUUGGAAAAUUCUCAUGAAUAAAUGAAAAAAAUUAGCAAAUAGACUUGUUGGAGACUUAAUCAGUUUUCCAUGAAUUUAAAGAAAAAAUACAUAAACAUAUGAUAUUAACAUAAAGCAAGUAAGUGAUCAAUCACAUAGUUGAUUCUUAUAUAAACAGUACAUUAUGGCUAACAGACAAGAAUUUCUUGGUGUAAAUUGGGAAUUGUAAAGGCUGUGCACAUUUUGAAUUUAAGCUGCCAAUUACACAUUGGUUAUUGUGGUGUAUAUAUGUGGCAUGCAUGUGUGUGCAUGUAUACAUGUGUAUAUGUGCAUGCAUGUGAGAGUGUAUAUCAUGUAUAUAUGUGUUUAUGUGUAUAUGCAUGUGAGCGUGUAUGUGUGUGUGUUCAUGUGUGAUUAGAGUGUGUAUGAUCAUAAACAGCCAUUACAAUUUGUGAUUGCUGUUACAUGGCAAAAUGUUAUCAUGUGUUUCAAGAACACUUAAAGCCCAGAAGAACUUUCAGAGAGUUGUUACUUUCAGAUCAGAUGUUUAUUUCCUACUGAGAUUUAAGGGUGUUGGUGUCCUGCAACCCGAAGCAUAAGAGACCAAAUCUCCAUCUCCUCAUCACAGUGGGUCAAACAAUAUUUCCAUGCAUUUCUCCUGGGGAAAGGCACUGAGAAGAAACCCAUGCUUGGAGGCCUCAGGCCUCUUUCCCCUGAGCCUUCUAUCACAAGGCAGAAUUAGCCCUCUGUUGCCAUGACGUCACCCUGGCUGUGUGUCUUCACUGAGGAGAUCUUCUGAUAGCACCAUGUGUGGGAUGCAAGACUUUGAGGAGUGACGGAGGAGUUAUUCUGGGCAUGGUCUGGAAGUGGGAUCUGUAGUACCUGAACAUAGCUUUAGGGCAAUUUAACUGAUCUUAAGAUGAUGCUAAUCCAAAACUGUAGAUAUCAAAAAUUUAAAAGUUGAAAAAAACCUGAUCUUAGACUUUUCUUUCAAGGAAAAACACAAACACCACAGUUGAGCAUCUGACUUCAAAAGUUUUGUUUCUGUUAUUGUACUUGCUGUGUAGACUUAAGCAAUUUACUGUGUAAUGAGCCAAGUGCAAGCGUAUUUGUUCUUAUUAUUUAAAAUAAAUAGUAGAAAUAGUUCUGACAGGUUCAUCAAUUGGAAUAUUUAAGCUGUGUUUUAAAACUGAUAAUCUGUUGCAUGGGGUAAACUAAUGUCAACACAACCACAUACUAUUUAAGCUUUGGAUUUCUGGAGGAUUACGUUUUCUAGGCACACACUAAACAAGUCAGGCCAUUUAGAGUGUAUGAAUUUUAAAAUGAAAAUUAGAUAAACUGCAUAUUGAUUUUAAGGAUUAUGAAUAAAAAAAAUACCUAUCAAAAAUUAGUUGUGGGCACCAUCCAAAAUCAUCAGAAAGUUACCGGUGUGUUUAAUCAGGUGAUGGAAAUAUUCCUUUUUAAUUUUCAUUUUUUUUCUAAAAAUAGAAAAUUCCUAAAUGUCAAUACACAUAGAUAUACAUAAUAGAUAUCUGUCAUAUAACAACUAGUUUUGCCUUUUCACUUUCAGAUUUAAAAAAAUAACCUACCUUAUGUGAGUGUAGGACCUAAGUCAGGGCACUAAAUACACAGACUGAGCUUUUGAGAAAACUUACUGUCUUUACCUGCAUACCACCAGUGACUCAGAAUGAAUUGCUUUCUAGGGCCAAAAUAUAAAAACUGAGAAUGUGUAUUUUCUUAAUUCUUCAUCUGGCUAUCAGAAGAAUUUACCACCUGAUAAAUAAUGUUGGACUUCAAGUUGUUACUGGUACUCUUUAAUUGGAGAUGAAAUGAAAUUUUCCCAGUUGUGUGACAAAUGUAUUUUGUGUUCGUCAUCCUUGUAAACGAGAUGAAAUACCGACGAUUUGUGCAGGGUGUUACUUGCACCAGUAUGCAACACAUGCAGCUUAAAUGCUUUGACUAGCUUGAAGCUUCAAUUGAUUUUAUAAUAAAC